AUGGUACCAUUCAAGACCCGAAUCAGUCAGCCAUUCCAAGAAGGCCAGACAAUUCAUGCUGUCGGUAUGGUAAAACCCGAGCCAAAAAGGGUGGAUUUCAACUUUCACAAAGGCGGCGAUAGGAAUGCAGAUUUGCCGCUGCACCUGAGUAUACGUUUUGAUGAAGGGAAAAUGGUCUACAACACGUACAUUGGUGGUAACUGGAGUGAUAGCGAGCAGCGCAUCAAGAAUCCGUUCAAGGCGAAUGCCGAGUUUGAUCUCCGAGUUCGCAUCAUCAACAACAAAUAUCAAGUAUUUGCGAAUCGCGCCGAAGUCGGCACCUUUGAUCAGCGGAUGCCUCUCGACGGGGUGGAUCACGUUUCCAUUAGUGGUGACCUGUCCAGUCUUCGAUUAUUCCAUUACGGUGGCCGAAUAUUCACAGUGCCGUAUACCGCGCUCGCCAAAGUGGUACCAGGCAAACGACUGGACGUUUCCGUACUCCCAACUGGAAAACGAUUUAAUAUAAAUUUGUAUCGAGCCAAUCGCCAGUAUGCUCUGCAAGUAUCCGUACGAUUCAAUGAAGGCGCAGUUGUGCGGAACGCAAUGCAGAAUAAUGUGUGGGGCCGUGAAGAACGAGAAGGUGGUCUGCCGAUAAGCAAAGGAGAAAUUGCUGAUGUGACGAUCAUCAAUGAACGAUUCAGCUUCCAAAUAUUUUUCAACGGCAAUCGCUUCGCCACAUUUGCGCAUCGUGGCUCUCCGGACGAUAUUGAAACUGUUGAAAUUGAUGGCGACUGUGAAAUUUACUCCGUCACUGUUAACAAUGCUGUUGGUGUAUAG
Molecule: messenger RNA, 816 nt
Organism: Gongylonema pulchrum
Lineage: Eukaryota; Metazoa; Nematoda; Chromadorea; Rhabditida; Gongylonematidae
Source: the annotation of a GenBank genome assembly